AUGGGGUUGUCAAAGUCCGCCCGUAUCAGCAUCAUGCUGGCUAUUGACACGGUCUUCUUCCUCGUCGAGUUGAUUGCCGGACUUGUCGUCCACUCCUUGGCACUCACGGCCGAUGCCUUUCACAUGCUAAACGACAUCAUUUCGCUCGCCGUCGGUCUUUGGGCGGUCAGAAUAUCCAAGAGGCAGUCCACGGACAAGUUCUCCUAUGGCUGGGUUCGUGCCGAAAUUCUCGGAGGCUUCUUCAACGCUGUAUUCUUGAUUGCGCUUUGUAUCUCCAUCAUUCUCGAGUCUAUUACGAGGUUCAUUGACCCGCCCGAGAUCACGAACCCGCAAAUCAUACUUAUUGUUGGCUGCUGCGGCCUUGCUUCAAACCUUGUUGGCUUUGUGGUUCUUGGCCACGGUGGACAUGACCAUGGACAUGGAAGCGAGCACAGUCAUGAUGGAGAGCACGCCCACGACCAUGCCCACGACCACAAUGAAGCCGCAUUGGCCGAAGAAGGCCGGGUAGAUACAAAUGGCCGCAACUUGGCAGCCGAUGAUGGUCCAGUUACCGAUAUCUUCCCAGAGGUUGCCAUAGCAAGGGCAAGCGCGGCGGGCAGUUCCCCCGACACCGUUCGGCGAAUUCAUUUCGAUAAUGCAGACUUUGGGCGUCGAUCUGAAUCUGAACACGUUGGCCGCAGCCAGAGUCGAUCUUCGGGUUCCAAGAGUCAUGAGCGACGUCGUGCCGGUAGCCUCAAGCAUAGCCGCCUGCAAAGUAUCGACGACCACAGUUUCCACCCUGCCAGUUUCCGACAGAACAUUAUUGAUCACAGUCGAACCAAUAUUGGAGACUCGGAUGACAGCUCUAUGGAUGGUGAUGGUGUAGCCAACGAACAGACUCCUCUUCUCAACUCUAACGGCACUGCGAUCAAGGACAAUGGCCAUGGCCACCACGACCACAAGCAUCCUUCAAUCGGUCGAAGUAGACGCGACUCAGGAGUACACAAGGAGCACAACCAUAGCAAGCCAAAGAAGCCAUCAUCCGGUGGACAUGGCGGCCAUGGCCAUAACCAUGCGGACAUGGGCAUGAAUGCUAUGAUUUUGCAUGUCCUUGGCGAUGCUCUCGGCAAUGUUGGUGUCAUCAUUACAGCUCUCAUCAUUUGGCUCACCGACUGGUCCUGGAAAUACUAUGCCGAUCCUGCAGUCUCCCUUUUGAUCACGGCUAUAAUUCUUCACACUGCUCUGCCGCUCACCACGGCUAGCGCCAAGGUCCUUCUGCAGGCCACGCCAGACGAGAUUGAUAUCCAGGACAUCAAGGAGGACAUACAGACACUUGAGGGAGUUACUAGCUGCCAUCACGUUCACGUCUGGCGUCUUUCGGAUACCAAGAUUGUCGCUUCGAUGCACGUCCAGGUAGCUUUUUCAGCCUCUCAAGAUGGUGGUGUCAAGUACAUGACCCUCAUGAAGCAGGCUCGGAAAUGCUUGCACGCGUACGGAAUUCACAGUGCCACUAUUCAGCCAGAGUUUUGCCUGGACGAGGCCUGUAACCAUGACGAACAAGCUGCCGCCCGGGAUGGGAACACGGCCGCAAAUUGCCCCAAGGCUGCCACCGGCCAGUGCCUCCUUGGAUGCACCGAUGACUGCGUUGACGAAGGCUGUUGUUCCGCUCCGGCAUCGCAGAAUGGCGCAGGUUCAAUACGUUCAGCCCAUUCAGACCACAGCCACCACUAA
Pestalotiopsis fici W106-1 is the source of this 1710-nucleotide messenger RNA. RefSeq lists its product as uncharacterized. NCBI's taxonomy places the organism in Eukaryota, Fungi, Ascomycota, Sordariomycetes, Amphisphaeriales, Sporocadaceae. The transcript is spliced from 2 exons. The record is from RefSeq and is a predicted model, not a curated record. Gene Ontology annotation, molecular function: zinc ion transmembrane transporter activity. Gene Ontology annotation, cellular component: membrane. Gene Ontology annotation, biological process: zinc ion transmembrane transport; intracellular zinc ion homeostasis. The coding region runs from base 1 to 1710 and encodes 569 amino acids.